AUGCUGCUCGGAUCCCUCUUCAUCACCGCCCUCGCGGCCUUCCUCCCCGCCACUGAGGCCGCCAACAGCCUCCAGAAGCGUACUCUGCUCCCCAGCGAUGGCAACAACCAGGCUUUCAUCGGUUGCUACAACGACUGCUCGACCUGGGGUACCCACUUCGGCAAGAAGUUCCAGGCUCUGAACGGUGACGAGUGCGCCGACCUCUGCAUGCAGUCCAAGGGCAAGGGCUUCUCGUACUUCCGUGGUGGCCAGUGCCGCUGCUCGAUCUCGUCUCCCCAGGCUUACAUCUUCAUCAACAUCAAGAAGGACGGCUAUGCUCACGGCCUCCCGAACCAGUGCCCCGGUGCCUACUGGGACGUCCGUAUGCUCCGCACCAAGUACCAGUUCAAGGGUUGCGCCCAGGGUCUCUCGACUCGCAACGCCCAGUUCUCCUCGGUCCGUGACAAGCUCAUCUUCAAGGAGUGGUUCAUCUGCGACGUCUUCCGCCGCGGCUGCUCUGGCUCUCAGUACAUGGUCACCCACCCCUCGAACAUCGGUAUCUGCUCGUCUUGGAACUGCUUCAGCGAGCCUACCCAGGCUUCCGGCAUCGGCGGCUGCGACCAGAACACCUUCUACAUCUACACGACUGGCACCGGUGGCCCCGCCCCCUCCGGCCUCCGCAAGCGUGAGACCAUCGACCCCGCCGUCGCCUACGAGGAGUCUGCCGCCACCUGCAACCAGCUCGGCUGGGAGAACUGCUACAUCUCCGCCGAGGACCAGACCCACUUCGAGUGCACCGACACCCAGAACGAGGCUCAGCGCUGCGGUGGAUGCCUCCACGGCUCGUUCCGCCCCCAGGGCAACGCCACUGUCGGCGUCGACUGCACUGCCACCCUCGGCCCCAACGCCCAGUGCAUCGGCGGCAAGUGCUUUGCUUAA
Trichosporon asahii var. asahii CBS 2479 is the source of this 918-nucleotide messenger RNA. RefSeq lists its product as uncharacterized. The coding region runs from base 1 to 918 and encodes 305 amino acids. The transcript has a single exon. The record is from RefSeq and is a predicted model, not a curated record. Lineage: Eukaryota; Fungi; Basidiomycota; Tremellomycetes; Trichosporonales; Trichosporonaceae.